Arachis duranensis is the source of this 1292-nucleotide messenger RNA. Its product is annotated as phospho-2-dehydro-3-deoxyheptonate aldolase 1, chloroplastic. Gene Ontology annotation, molecular function: 3-deoxy-7-phosphoheptulonate synthase activity. Gene Ontology annotation, biological process: aromatic amino acid biosynthetic process. The record is from RefSeq and is a predicted model, not a curated record. NCBI's taxonomy places the organism in Eukaryota, Viridiplantae, Streptophyta, Magnoliopsida, Fabales, Fabaceae.
GUGGGAAGAAUGGCGGGUCAAUUUGCGAAACCAAGGUCAGACCCAUUUGAAGAAGUGAAUGGAGUGAAGCUGCCAAGUUACAAGGGUGACAACAUCAAUGGUGAUGCCUUUGAUGAGAAAUCAAGAAUCCCAGACCCUCACCGGAUGGUGAGGGCUUAUUGCCAAUCGGCAGCAACACUGAACCUUCUCCGGUCCUUCGCCACCGGAGGCUACGCUGCAAUGCAGAGGAUCAAUGAGUGGAAUCUUGAUUUUGCACAGAACAGUGAGCAGGGAGACAGGUACCAUGAGCUGGCGAACCGGGUGGACGAGGCCUUAGGUUUCAUGGCGGCCGCAGGGCUGACCCUAGACGACCCUCAGGUGACAUCUACUGAAUUCUGGACAUCACAUGAGUGUCUAUUAUUGCCUUAUGAACAAUCAUUGACAAGGUUGGAUUCAACUUCUGGAUUAUACUAUGAUUGCUCUGCUCACUUGCUCUGGGUUGGUGAGCGUACUCGCCAACUUGAUGGUGCUCAUGUUGAGUUCCUUAGAGGAAUUGCUAACCCUCUUGGCAUCAAGGUGAGCAACAAAAUGGAUCCAAAUGAGCUGGUGAACCUCAUUGAAAUCUUGAACCCCAAUAACAAGGCAGGAAGGAUAACAAUAAUAGUGAGAAUGGGUGCUGAGAAUUUGAGAGUCAAGCUUCCUCAUUUGAUUAGAGCUGUUCGUAGGUCUGGUCAAAUAGUCACAUGGGUUUCUGAUCCCUGCCAUGGCAACACCAUUAAGGCACCCUGUGGCCUCAAAACAAGACCCUUUGAUGCAAUUUUGAAUGAGGUGAGAGCAUUCUUUGAUGUUCAUGAACAAGAAGGUAGCCAUGCUGGAGGCAUCCAUGUAGAGAUGACCGGACAGAAUGUGACAGAGUGCAUCGGAGGAUCCAACACGGUGACGUUCGAUGAUCUGAGCUCGCGAUACCACACGCAUUGCGAUCCGCGGCUCAAUGCAUCCCAGUCUCUUGAGCUUGCCUUCAUAGUUGCAGACAGGCUAAGGAAGAAGAGGAUUGGAACCAAUGGUUUCCUCUCCAACAAGGCCAAUUAAUAAUUAGUCUUUUAUUAUUAUUUGCUCCUAUAAUAAGUACUUUCUGUUUGUUUGAUUUUUUUUCUUUUUCUUUUUCUUUCUUCUAAGAGGUUAUAUUUACAAAUUAAAAGCCUCUAAGAUAUAGUAGCAAUAAUGUUUCGGUUAAUGCUUGUCAUUUACCGAAACAACCUAAGCUUUUCAUGUGGUUUUUGAAGAUAUAUAUGAUUUUGUGCAUUAUGGGAAUA